Molecule: messenger RNA, 3468 nt
Organism: Callorhinchus milii (elephant shark)
Lineage: Eukaryota; Metazoa; Chordata; Chondrichthyes; Chimaeriformes; Callorhinchidae
Product: son of sevenless homolog 1
Biological process (GO): Ras protein signal transduction; positive regulation of GTPase activity
Cellular component (GO): plasma membrane
Molecular function (GO): guanyl-nucleotide exchange factor activity; protein heterodimerization activity
Source: RefSeq, a predicted model, not a curated record
GUUUUGCGGGUGAGGAGGCUGGCAGUGUCGCGGCGACCGUCCGGACCCCCGCGGGCGGCACCAUGCAGCAGCCGCAGCAGCAGUACGAUUUCUUCAGCGAGGACAAUCCACCCAAAUGGCGCGGUCUACUGGUGAUGGCUCUGAAGAAGGUGCAGCAACAAGUUCAUCCUCAACUUAAAGCUAAUGAUCUUGCAAUGAAGUAUAUUGAAGAGCUAAUUCUACAGCUACUAAGCAUGCUCUGUCUAGCCCAGCCUCGUAGUGUCCAAGAUGUGGAGGAACGUGUGCAGAAAACAUUCCCUCACCCAAUAGACAAAUGGGCCAUAGCAGAUGCACAAUCUGCCAUAGAAAAACGGAAGCGUAGAAAUCCCCUUUUAUUACCCGUUGACAAGAUUCAUCCUCUUCUAAAGGAGGUUCUUGGUUAUAAAGUCGACCACCAAGUUUCUGUUUACAUUGUAGCAGUGUUGGAAUACAUCUCUGCUGACAUCCUUAAACUAGCAGGAAAUUAUGUACGAAACAUACGGCACUUUGAAAUUACUCAACAAGACAUUAAAGUGGCAAUGUGUGCUGAUAAGGUUCUAAUGGAUAUGUUCCAUCAAGAUGAGGAAGAUAUAAGCUUGUGGUCCCUGACUGAGGAGGAACCCUCUACCUCUGGCGAGCAAAACUACUAUGACUUAGUGAAGAUGUAUAUGUCUGAGAUUCGACAGUAUCUAAGAGAACUGAAUCUCAUCAUCAAAGUCUUCAGAGAGCCCUUUGUAUCUAAUGCGAAGCUGUUUUCUUCAAAUGAUGUGGAAAGCAUAUUUAGUCGUAUUGUGGAUAUCCAUGAGUUGACUGUGAAGCUAUUGGGCCUCAUUGAAGAUACUGUGGAAAUGACAGACGAAGGAAGUCCCCACCCAUUAGUGGGAAGCUGUUUUGAAGAUUUAGCGGAGGAAUUAGCAUUUGAUCCAUAUGAGAACUAUGCACAAGACAUUCUACGGUCUGGCUGUCACGAUCAUUUUCUUGGUCUUCUUUCAAAGCCAGGAGCUGCCUUCUAUUUACAGUCUAUAGGUGAGGGUUUCAAAGAAGCUGUCCAGUAUGUUCUUCCUAGGCUGUUGUUAACACCUGUAUACCAUUGCCUCCACUAUUUUGAACUUCUGAAGCAAUUGGAAGAGAAGAGCGAAGAUGAAGAGGACAAAGAAUGCUUAAAACAAGCCAUAACAGCCCUGCUUAACCUUCAAAGCAGCAUCGAAAGGAUUUGUUCAAAAAGCCUUGCGAAAAGAAGGCUGAGUGAGUCUGCAUGUCGCUUUUAUAAUCAUCAAAUGAAAAGCAAGCAUCUGGCAAUUAAGAAAAUGAAUGAAAUUCAGAAGAACAUUGACGGCUGGGAGGGCAAAGACAUCGGACAGUGCUGCAAUGAAUUUAUAAUGGAAGGGACACUCACACGUGUGGGUGCCAAACAUGAAAGACACAUAUUCCUAUUUGACGGCUUGAUGAUUUGCUGUAAAUCAAAUCAUGGUCAGCCAAGAAUGCCUGGUGGUAGCAAUGCAGAAUAUCGUCUCAAAGAGAAAUUGUUCAUGCGUAAGGUACAGAUCAAUGACAAAGAUGACACUAAUGAGUACAAGCAUGCUUUUGAAAUUAUCUUGAAGGAUGAAAACAGCGUGAUUUUUGCUGCCAAAUCAGCAGAGGAAAAGCAUAACUGGAUGGCAGCUUUAAUUUCUUUACAGUAUCGUAGUACACUGGAGAGAAUGUUAGAUGCCACUAUGUUACAAGAGGAAAAAGAGGAGCCACUUAGGCUUCCAAGUCCUAGUGUAUACAGGUUUUCUGAGCCAGAUUCUGAGGAGAACAUUGUGUUUGAGGAGAAUGUACAAUCAAAAUCAGGAAUUCCUAUUAUCAAAGCAGGCACUGUUGUAAAACUGAUUGAACGGCUUACUUACCACAUGUAUGCAGACCCAAACUUUGUUAGGACAUUCCUUACAACGUAUCGGUCAUUCUGCAAGCCUCAGGAGUUGCUCAGCCUUUUAAUUGAAAGAUUUGAGAUUCUUGAGCCAGCACCAACAGAUGCUGAUCGGAAAGUCAUGGAUCAUGGUGAUCAGCCUCUUAGUUCAGAAUUGAAACGUUUUCGAAAAGAAUACGUUCAGCCUGUACAACUUCGAGUUCUGAAUGUAUGUCGGCAUUGGGUGGAACAUCAUUUCUAUGACUUUGAAAGAGACGCAGAACUAUUAAGUCGUCUAGAAAAUUUCAUUGGAAAAGUAAGAGGUAAAGCCAUGAAGAAAUGGGUUGAAUCUAUUACUAAAAUCAUCCAGAGGAAAAAACAAGCACAAGCAAAUGGACCAGGCCAUGCUAUUACAUUUGAAACAUUGCCACCUCCUAUAGAAUGGCAUAUAAGUAGGCCUGGUCAAAUUGAAUUAUUUGAUCUGCUAACUUUGCAUCCAAUAGAAAUUGCACGGCAGCUAACAUUAUUAGAAUCAGACCUUUAUAGAGCUGUACAGCCUUCUGAACUAGUAGGAAGUGUUUGGACAAAGGAUGACAAGGAAAUAAAUUCUCCAAACCUUCUCAAGAUGAUCAGGCACACUACUAAUCUCACUUUGUGGUUUGAGAAAUGUAUUGUAGAAACUGAAAACUUGGAAGAAAGAGUCACAGUUAUCAGUCGAAUAAUUGAAAUCCUGCAAGUUUUUCAGGAAGUAAACAACUUUAAUGGAGUGCUGGAAGUGGUCAGCGCUAUGAAUUCAUCUCCAGUUUAUAGGCUGGAUCACACCUUUGAGCAAAUACCAAGUCGACAGAAGAAGAUUUUAGAGGAAGCUCAUGAACUGAGUGAGGAUCACUAUAAAAAGUACUUGGCCAAACUCAGGUCCAUCAACCCUCCAUGUGUACCUUUCUUUGGAAUAUAUUUGACUAACAUUUUGAAGACCGAGGAAGGUAACCCCGAUUUCUUGAAAAGACAUGGUAAAGAAUUGAUAAAUUUCAGUAAGAGAAGGAAAGUGGCAGAAAUAACGGGAGAAAUCCAACAGUACCAAAACCAGCCGUAUUGCUUACGAGUGGAACAGGACAUCAAGAAAUUUUUUGAAAACUUAAAUCCAAUGGGAAGCAGUUUGGAGAAAGAAUUUACAGAUUACUUGUUCAAUAAGUCAUUGGAAAUAGAACCUCGAAAUGCCAAGACGUUACCUAGAUUUCCAAAGAAGUUUAGUUAUUCACUGAAGUCUCCUGGUGUCCGACCAUCUAACCCGAAACAUCCAGCAUCAAGCAAUCCCCGUGUACAUCCUACACCACUACAGCAGGAACCACGAAAAAUUAGUUAUAGCCGAAUCACGGACAAUGAGACCGAAAGUAUAGCUUCAGCACCCAAUUCUCCACACACCCCUGACGCCACCCCCUGCUUCUACAGCAUCAAGCUCCACAGACAUCUGCAGCGUGUUUGGCGAUUCCGACCCAGCUAGUCCAUUCUACUCAAGUACGUCACUUACCGGGAACUUUUAGAACCGUUUGGCCUCAGAAAAU